AUGACUCCUCGUCACCAGAACUCCAAGGCUACUCGUCGUUCAAACAUUUGGUUUUUAGCUCAUCCUUCUGUUGUUACGAGCAUUAUCCACUCCUCGGAACAAGUUAUUAUCGCAGAGUGCAUCUGGCAAACCUCUCAUUUUCGUGUAGCCGUUAUUCAUGGAGCCAAUGAUCAGGUGACUCGCCUGCAGUUGUGGGCGGAGCUGCUUUCUUUUACUAAUGGGAACACGGUGUUCAUUGGGGAUUUUAAUGCAAUCAAGGGAGCUCAUGAGAGAUUGAGCACGGCCGUGCCUUCGAGGAGUGCUUGCAAGGAGUUCUGUGAUUUUAUUGACGCUACUAAUUUCAUUGAAUCUCCCACGUCUGGUCUAUACUUUACUUGGUCUGGUCGACGUCUUCUCCCUAGACAUGUUGAAUCUAGGCUUGAUCGAGCUCUUUUUUCUACAAGCUUUGCAGAGAAUUGGUCGGACAUUGUCACUCAUGCUUUGCCUCGCGUGACUUCGGAUCAUUCCCCUUUGAUCUUUAAGUGCAGCUCGAAUAAUGCUAUUACUCGAAGACCUUUCAAAUUCCUAAACAUGUGGGUGUCCCAUCCGAGUUUUCUUGAUAUGGUGAACGAUUCUUGGUCUGCAAGCGUUGAUUCUCGAUGCCCUAUCUAUAGAGUUAUGUCUAAGCUCCGUAGGCUUCGUGGUGACAUUCGAAUAUGGAAUCGGACGACUUUUGGUAAUGUUGACACGCAAAUCCAGGAGGGACAGAGAACUCUGAUGGAUGUGCAGCAAAAGAUAUCUGUUUUGGGUUACACUGAUGCUCUUUUCGACGAGGAAAUUGCGGCACAAGCUGGUCUUAAUAUCACUUUGACGAGAAAAAACAUGCUCCUUCAGAAAAAAAGUAGAGCCAAUUGGUUACUAGAUGGUGAUAGAAAUUCUGCCUUUUUCCACCGUAUAAUUCGUUCUAGGAAACAGAAUCAGCGAAUUGCCCAUUUGAGAAUUAAUGGUGUCAUGACUUAUGAUUCGGAUGUCAUUCAACAGCAUAUAAUUGACUUCUUCUCGAAUCUUUUCAACCAAGAGGGUCAGGCCGAUGUUGACCGAACCUUGUUGGAAGCAAUUAUUGAUGAUUGUGUCACUACGGAGCAGAACAAUCAUCUUAUCUGUACGCCGAAUGACGAUGAGAUUACUGCUGCAGUUUUUGGGAUGGAUUCUAACAGUGCUCCGGGUCCGGAUGGUUUCUCUGGGAGAUUCUUUCAUAGUUGCUGGCAUAUUGUUAAAGAUGAUGUGAUUUCCGCGGUUAAGGCUUUCUACCUGAAUUCGUAUUUGCCGUCUGGAUGCAACGCCAGUACGUUAAUCCUUAUUCCGAAGAAAGAGUCUGUUGAUACGGUUGCUGACUUACGCCCGAUUAUUCUUUCUAAUUUCUUCUUUAAGAUUAUAUCGAAGAUUCUCGCCACUCGGCUUGGUUUGGUUGCGACGGUCACUGUCUCGGGUAAUCAAUUCGGUUUCAUUGGAGAUGACAUACUGAUUUUCUGCAAAGCUUCGAUCAGGAAUGCUCGUAAAAUUAAGGAAAUUUUGGACCUUUAUGGUGAGAUUUCUGGGCAGAAUUGCAAUACUUCUAAGUCCAAUAUUUUCUUUUCUAACGGCGUUGUCAACAACAUGCGUAUGGGUAUUAGGCGUGAGCUUGGGUUUUCCAUGGGCACGCUCCCGGUCCUUUACCUUGGUGUUCCGUUGUUUACUGGCCGUAUUCGUGCCUCCUAUCUUGCUGCUAUACAUGAUAAAAUUGUGAAUAAAUUCUCCCGUUGGAAAGGUAGUGUGGAUACUAAACCUUCAUGUUCGGUUAGAUGGACGCGGGUUUGUGCUCCUCGUGUUGAGGGUGGUCUUGGAGUUCGCUCCUUCUCUGCUAUGAACAACAGUUACCUUAUGAAGAUGGCCUGGCGGAUCAUUCAUGGUCAGGAGUAUGGCCCUUCAAUUUUAAAAACUCGAUACCUGACCAAAUUUGGUUAUGCUAAACAUCAUUCGGCUUCUUCACCGUUCUGGACAAGCAUCAGGCAACAUGUUGAUGAUCUGGUGGAAAACUCGUUCGCGUACAUUGGGACGGGUAGGAAUACGUAUUUCUGGAAGGAUGAUUGGUUGGGUUACAGAUUGUUGGAUAAGCUUCGUAUUCCACCGUUUAUGAAUGAUUAUCUGAAUCAGGCAGUGGACGAUUAUUACUAUGAUGGUAUUUGGCAUUUCACGGCGGAGUUUGUUAUUAAUUUUCCGGACGUGGUGGUGGACAUUCUUUUACUCCCUAUUGGUGAAGAAGAGGAUUGUAGGCUAUGGAAAUCUUCUGUAAAUGGUACUGUCACGGCUGCUGCUGCCUACGCUACUCAAGGCCAUCAUUUUCCUAAGGUUAGCUGGGGAAGUUGGAUUUGGGAGAAGUUCAUCCCGGAACGGCGUUCGCUGCUUUGUUGGCGUAUUAUUCACAGACGACUACCCACUUUUGAUUGCUUGAUGACGAGAGGUUUGAUGGGGCCGAAUAGAUGUGCUAUUUGUGGUGUGGCGGAGGAAAGCAUUAACCACCUGUUUUGGGAAUGUGGUUCUAUUCAGCCUAUCUGGAAAGAGCUCAUGGCUUGGUUUAACAAGGAUUAUUCUCAUUUUAUCGACAUUCAUUGCGUUCUUGUCGCUGCUUGGAAUGAGAAGUUCAGCUCACAAGUCCUCUCCUUCUGGAAAGCAGGAAUCAUUAACUUACUUUGGAGAAUCUGGGAUUGUCGCAACAAUAUUAUCUUCAAUGAGACGAUUUUUCAUCGUCAGCUGGUUACGGGAUUCCUUAAAGUUAUGUUCAAGGAAAUGGAUUUGAACUUUUCAAAACUUGGCAACACGACUAAUUCCUGGUCGGACUAUCUAGCCAUGCGCAGUAUUGGGGUGGCGACACGGGCGGCUCCCCCUCCCAUCAUGAUCGAGGUUCACUGGUGGCCGCCCGUUGGCCAAUGGAUCAAAGUUAAUACUGAUGGGUCGGCAUUGGGAGCUCCGGGAAAUAUCGCAGUAGGUGGGGUUUUUCGUGACAAAUGGGGAUGGGUUCGCGGAUGCUUUCAUUACAAAGGUGGUGUUGGUUUCGCUUUUGAAGCUGAACUCUUGGCGGUCAUGUAUGCGGUUGCUAUUGCCCACAACAGAGGAUGGACUCUUCUUUGGAUCGAAUCUGAUUCUUUUUAUAUUGUUAAACUCCUUCACUCUCGCUCCGAAGAUAUUCCGUGGCGUUUUUUAGCUUCUUGGAAACGCACCCUUCGGUUGCUUUUGGAUUUUCGUUUACAAAUUUCUCAUAUCUAUAGGGAAGGAAAUUCGGCAGCUGAUAUCAUGGCAAGUCAUGCCCGUUCUGAGGGAUGGUGGCCGCAUGCUAUUGACGAGAUUAAGUAUGCUGUUGCAACUGAUAUGGCGACUCACAGUCGAGUCAGGAUUAAGUAUUGA
Messenger RNA from Salvia miltiorrhiza (redroot sage), 3420 nucleotides. RefSeq lists its product as uncharacterized. The coding region runs from base 1 to 3420 and encodes 1139 amino acids. NCBI's taxonomy places the organism in Eukaryota, Viridiplantae, Streptophyta, Magnoliopsida, Lamiales, Lamiaceae. Gene Ontology annotation, molecular function: RNA-DNA hybrid ribonuclease activity; nucleic acid binding. The record is from RefSeq and is a predicted model, not a curated record. The transcript has 3 exons.